Messenger RNA from Cercocebus atys (sooty mangabey), 11363 nucleotides. It is a transcript of the gene RAI1, whose product is annotated as retinoic acid induced 1. The transcript has 5 exons. Lineage: Eukaryota; Metazoa; Chordata; Mammalia; Primates; Cercopithecidae. Bases 5267 to 10999 code for a protein of 1910 amino acids. Gene Ontology annotation, biological process: regulation of transcription by RNA polymerase II; circadian regulation of gene expression. Gene Ontology annotation, cellular component: nucleus. The record is from RefSeq and is a predicted model, not a curated record.
AUCAGGGGAGUGGGGAACACUGAGGGGAACAAAAACUAUUUGAAAAUGUUCCAAAAAUGUAAGAGAACUUGGAUCUCUAUACUCCCGAUGCUCCCCACCCCCAUCAGCUAAAAUAUCAAGCUCUUUGCUUUCAAAGAAAAGCAUUUUCUCGAGUGUUUUGCUCUCAGUUCCACAUGGUAGCCCCAGCUUGCUCAGGAAGUGCUUGGCAUUAGAGGGUUUUGAUGGGGAGAAAAGGGAACAGGGCUGUAGUUGUUGAAGGACCAUGCCAGCCCCACACGGGCAGGGAUGUCUGUUCUGUUCCCUGCUGUCCCACAGUGCCCUGGACAACGCCUGGAACAUGGUGGGUUCCAUAAAUGUAUACCAAAACAGGUAUUUGUGGGCAGUUGGUCUGGGAGACAAAACUGGACCAAUGGGGGCAAGAGGGCUGGCAGCUGCAGACCUGGAUCAACAUGCUCAUAAAAAGGGGAUAUUAAGGCUGGGAAACUGGGAAGGUGACUGGGGUACAUGACCCCCUGCUGACUCGGAGAGGGCACAGCUCCUGGUACAGUCAUUAAAAAUGGGGCCUCUUCAGCAGUUUUCUAAGCUACCACAUUGGCACGAAGUGCAUGAAUGUGUUCGGGCAGGCACAGUGGAGGCUGAGGAGGGGCAGGGUUCCUUCCUGAGGCAUUUGCUCUCCCACCAGCCCCACUAGCAUGAAUGGCAGAUCCCAGCAGCCGUAACCAUCCUUCUUGCAAGUUGCUCAGGCAAAAUAUGUCAGUGAAUCCUGCUAACCCUGUCUUCAAAAUAAAUCCAAAAUCUGACCCCUUCUUUUCGGCCCCACCCUGGCCAGGCUUCAUCAUUACCCACCUGGACUAGUGCAGGAUGCAGGCUUCUCUGCUCCUGCCCUCACAUCUGCUCUCUUCACAGGGAGAAACUGACCACCCAAGGGAGAGCGUGUCCCACCCCUGCUCAAAACACUGCAGAAGCGCCUCACCUCAUUCAGUCUAAGAGCCAAAGUCCCUGCAGUGGUGUGUGUGCAAGCCCCUGUAGGUGUGGCCCCCGUCCCCUCUCUGCCCCCAUCUCUUUCCGCUCAUUCCCCUCAAGCCACACUAGCCUCUUGGCCAUUCCUUGAAAAUCCCAGCCUGGCUGCUGUCUCAGGGCCUUUGCACUUGUUCUUCCUUCUGCCUGCACAGCUUUGCCCCCAGACAGCUGCAUGCCUCACUACCUUCAUCUGUCAAGUGUGUUCUCAAAUGCUCUUAAGUAUGAGCUCUGACCACUCAGUGUAGAAAAACAGCUCCUGCAGAUGCUCCCAGUCCCCUUCCUUGGCUUUAUUUAUUUUUCCAUAGCAUGCUUCACCUAAGGUAACAUACUACACUAUUUACGUAUUCAUUCUGUUUCUUGUCUGUCAAGACUAGAACGAAAGCUUUGUCUCAUUCCUAGAAUGGAACCUGGCGUCCAGUAGGUGCUUAGUUAAUAUGUACCAAGCCAAUGUAUGCAUAGUUCUGCCACCUUCAAGUUACGUGACUGGGGGCAAGUGCAUUUCCUGGACCUCAGUGAUCCAGUCUCUGAAAUGAGGCUGACUGACGGGGUAGCGGGGAGAUACAUAGAGAUUUGAAGUUGCUGCCCCACUACUCAAUAAACAUAUGUGGAAUCCAUGUUAAAACCUGGCCCACAUCUGACCUCAGGCCUGCAGGCUUCCAGCGUGGGGCUUACCAGACCAGGGCUAAGCUUGAAUACGACUUCUGGGUUGUAGUGUACCAGCCUGGCCUGGUGGGCCUCCCUCUCCCUUGUUUCCACCUGGGUGUCCCUGGUGGCAUGUCAGCGAGCCUUGUCCUUGGCUGGCUGCAUUGCCUGCAUUCCCUAGGACCCUGCUUAGAGUCCCCAGCCCUCUACCCACCCUGCCUCUCUGGUCAACAGCUCCUGUUUAUUAUUUAGCUCUGGAAUGGCGUCUGGACACACACUUGCAUGAAAACAGCUAUUGAGAUAGUGCUUGGCAAACAAAAGGGCUGACCUGUCCAGACCUAGGUUCUCCAGAACACAGUCACACCUCACCAGGAAGGACUGGGCCCUUUAAACCUGUGAGCACCACUACCAACCCAGCGAGGGAGGAUCCCAAUUCCCUUGGGGCAGACUCUUGGUGAAAGGUGAAGUCACAACCUAGGGAGCAGGAAGCCUGCCAGCCAGGCAGCCUCCUCUGCUGGUGUUCCAGCAACAUUUGAGUGCUGGGUGCUGGCACCAUGAUCCCAUGGAAUCCUGCCAGUAGGGUCUGAUGGAGUAAGCAAGACUUUGGGGUUCAUGCACACUUUAGGUUUGAAUUGUGAGGUUGCCACUCCAUUCAUUUGAUCCAUAUUAAGCUGCUGCACUGCCACACGCCAUGCACUAUGCUUGGUGGAGGUGAGCAAGGAAUCUUGAAAUUGAGAGUCGGAUGGGAUCCAAUUGUGUGGCUGUGGUCUUGACAAGUUCUUUGCAAGCUCUCAGCCUGGGUUUCUCCUCUAGGGGAUGGUCAGAUCCUGACCUUGGGGUACUGUCUUGUGACUCUCCAUGAUACCACUUGUGGAAGGGCCCUGGCCAGGUUGUGGUUUCCAUCACCCUUUGGCAGAUGUGAAUGGCAGCCCUGCUGAAUCACUACCCCUCUGUACCACUGCCCCAGGAGCUCCAGGGAGUCCCCAGGGAGCCAGGGAACAAGAGAAGCCCCUGGAACAAAUGACAGGCUCUGCCCUUUUUUGAGACAAGCCACCCACCACCAUCCCAUCCCUCUACACCCAUCCCCAGAAUCUGGAAUCCGUGAAGGCUACUCACUGAGCGACCUGGAAUCUGUGAAGGGUACUCACUGAGCGAUGUCAGGUGAGUCUUAAGACGUGUCCUGGCCCUGAUGUUCUUCAUCUUCCACCUCCACCCCCAUUUUCUCCAGUGGAACUAUUGGCUCAAAGAAGAGAAACCCUGGGGUUGGUCAGGCUUACGGGAGGAGGGCUUGGUUUAACCUCAUUCUUUCAUGCAUUCACUAACUCAUUCAUUGAACAAGUGCUUAUGGAAUGUGUACCAGGAACCAUUCCAAAGGAACAAACAGACAAAAAUACCCACCAGAUACAUAAAUAUGUAAAUUACAUGGUAUAUUAGAAGGUGGGGAACAGCAUUCCAGGCAGACGGAUCAACAAGUGCAAAGGCCCUAAGGUGAGAGUGUGCCUGGUGAAUUCAGGAAUGGCAAGGGGCAACGUGGUGAGUGGGGCAACAGGCGGGACUGAGGGCAGGAGGUGGUGGGGGCCUGAUUGUGUGGGCUGUCAUCAGCCACCUGGGGAACUCUGUCUUCCUCAUCACUCAGAAACUGGGGAGGGGAGGGAAGACAUUCCAGCCAGGUUGGUGAUCCCCAGCAGGCAUUUGGGCUUUUCCAUUGCCACCUUAAUGGUAUACACAAUGCACAUCUCCUUGUUCAUCCAGCAGCCUGAGGACUGAGUGACCCUGGUCCCCAAGACAGAUACUGAAGACAGAGACUAAGCAGCCUGACAUUUUAAAUAUGGGGAGCCCAGAGCAGGGCGGGGCUGCCCAGGACCUUAGGGAUUCAUUUCUGGUAGGGAGGCCUGCUACCAGGCUUCAGGGAAUGCCAGAAAAAAGGUGCCCGAGGCCCAUCUGGCAGGUAAUGAUGGGCAGGGUUGAGUGUAGGAUGUAUGGAGACUUUAGUAUGGGCAAGGUGGGGGUUUAGUAGGUGGAGGGGGGAGAUUGGGACAUCACUGAACAGCAAAACCCAAGUGUGACAGGUGGUCGGUAUGCUCCUGCCAGAGCAGAGAGACCUGAGUAGGAGGAAGUGGAGGUGGAGGCCCAGGAGAAUGAGACAGACAGACUCACUGGCCAGCGGGAGAAAGUGGUAGGACUAGCCAGGGCUGACACAUCUGUGUGAUCCCUGGUGCAGUAAAUCCGGUAGAUGGAUGGACACGUGGAUGGAUAGAAAGGUGGGUGGAUGCAGCGACGGAUAGAUGGAUGAAUGAAUGAAUGACUGCGUGGGCGGUGAGCGGCCGGGAGAGGGGCGGGCCAGCUGAGCGCUCAAUCACAGCCCCAGGGCUCGGUGCCCGCCAGCUGCACUCAGAACCCCCCUCACCGCGGCCCUGCCCGGGGGUGCGUAAUUACGUGCCCCCAGGGCUCUGGAUCUGCUGCUGGGACUACAGAGAAGAGGGGCCUGAGCCACCGCCGCCAGGCUCCACGCGCCGGCCUCGAGCGCACUCCCUUCGGCCGCUGGGGAACCUAGAGGCGCGGUUUGGCCCCAAGGUCCCCGGUCCCGCUCUUCUUUGUCUCGGCCUAGUUCUCGGCUGUCUCCGGGCCGCGACCCACCUCUCCGGGCGGUCCUUGCCGCGUGCUUCUGUGCUGCCCCGGGAUCAUCGAGUCAGUUCUCACUGCGUUCCCGGCCCGUAGGCAUCUCCCCCAGCUGGGGAGGGUCCCCCAAACCCUGUGCCUCUAGGACCGCGGGGCCGGCAAGUGGCAGGAUCUCCAAGCUGCGUCUCUGAUGCGGCGAGGGGAGGUGCGCAAUGAAGGCCCCCCUCUUCUCCGCCUUCUCUCUACGCCCCACCGCUACUACACGUCGCGCUGCGCCGCGACCCCGGCGCUGCCUGUUCGCGCCUUAAGCGGCUCUUCUGCCGCGGUGCGAUCCCCGACGCCAGCAGGACUAACCCCCACCCGCCAGGCUUCAGACCCCACGCAGAUCCAACCACACACACGACUGCCCGCAGAUACCACAGCCCUUUUCGUUAACCCAAAGCCCCGCACAGGCGCACUGCCCCUACAUGUGCAGCCCCACACACCCACAAGCCCACUCGCAAACAGACCCACACGGCCACACAGCUGUCCUCCGGACACUCAGCCCCACGCAGGCACAAUCCCAUACACACACAACCGCACACAGGCGCAAUCCCACCCACGCAGUACCUCACGGAGUCGCACAACCCCCCUAUAAACAAUCGCACAGACACACAACCCCACGCAGCGCCGCAUCAUUCAGUCCCGCCGAGACCCAGAAACACAUUCACAAGCUUGUAUCCAGACCCCCCUCCCUCCAAGCCCCGUGACAUUCACUCGUAGGACAGACCAGAAAUAUACAGCCACACUGAUACACGGACCUAAACGCACAGCCAAGACCUCACCCGCAGGCUCGAUCUCAUCUGGUCACCGCGUUCUGGAAGAGGCGAGAGGGAGAGCGUGCGCGAGAGGAGGAGAGAGACGGCGGGGGAAAGGGAGACGGCGAGACGCGCAGCGCCGGCGCCCGGGAGACCCAGGAGGAGCCCGCAGAUAACCAGCCCGAGUCAUGCAGUCUUUUCGAGAAAGGUGUGGUUUCCAUGGCAAACAACAGAACUACCAGCAGACCUCGCAGGAAACAUCACGCCUGGAGAAUUACAGGCAGCCGAGUCAGGCCGGGCUAAGCUGCGACCGGCAGCGGCUGCUCGCCAAGGAAUAUUAUAACCCGCAGCCUUACCCGAGCUAUGAGGGUGGCGCUGGCACGCCCUCUGGCACAGCGGCCGCAGUGGCCGCCGACAAGUACCACCGAGGCAGCAAGGCCCUGCCCACGCAGCAGGCCCUGCAGGGGAGGCCGGCUUUUCCUGGCUAUGGCGUCCAGGACAGCAGCCCCUACCCGGGCCGCUAUGCUGGUGAGGAGAGCCUGCAGGCUUGGGGUGCCCCACAGCCACCACCCCCACAGCCGCAGCCCCUAUCAGCGGGGGUGACCAAGUAUGAUGAGAACUUGAUGAAAAAGACAGCAGUGCCCUCCAGCAGGCAGUAUGCAGAGCAGGGCGCCCAGGUGCCCUUUCGGACUCACUCCCUGCACGUCCAGCAGCCACCGCCGCCCCAGCAGCCCCUGGCAUACCCCAAGCUCCAAAGGCAGAAGCUGCAGAACGACAUUGCCUCCCCUCUGCCCUUCCCCCAGAGUACCCACUUUCCUCAGCAUUCCCAGUCCUUCCCUACCUCCUCCACCUACUCCUCCUCUGUCCAGGGCGGUGGGCAGGGUGCCCACUCCUAUAAGAGUUGCACAGCGCCGACUGCCCAGCCCCAUGACAGGUCACUGACCGCCAGCUCCAGCCUGGCCCCGGGGCAGCGGGUGCAGAAUCUUCACGCCUAUCAGUCGAGCCGCCUCAGCUAUGACCACCAGCAGCAGCAGCAGCAGCAACAGCAGCAGCAGCAAGCCCUUCAGAGCCGGCACCAUGCCCAGGAAACCCUCCAUUACCAAAACCUUGCCAAGUAUCAGCACUACGGGCAGCAAGGCCAGGGCUACUGCCAGCCGGACGCAGCUGUCCGGACCCCGGAGCAGUACUACCAGACCUUCAGCCCCAGCUCCAGCCACUCACCCGCCCGCUCCGUGGGCCGCUCGCCUUCCUACAGCUCCACGCCGUCGCCACUGAUGCCAAACCUGGAGAACUUUCCCUACAGCCAGCAGCCGCUCAGCACCGGGGCCUUCCCUGCGGGGAUCACUGACCACAGCCACUUCAUGCCCCUGCUCAAUCCCUCCCCAACGGAUGCCACCAGCUCCGCAGACACCCAGGCUGGCAACUGCAAGCCCCUUCAGAAGGACAAACUCCCCGAGAACCUGCUGUCGGAUCUCAGCCUGCAGAGCCUCACGGCGCUGACCUCGCAGGUGGAGAACAUCUCCAACACCGUCCAGCAGCUGCUACUCUCCAAGGCUGCCGUGCCGCAAAAGAAAGGUGUCAAGAAUCUCGUGUCCAGGACCCCGGAGCAGCACAAAAGCCAGCACUGCAGCCCCGAAGGCAGUGGCUACUCGGCCGAGCCCGCAGGCACACCGCUGUCAGAACCGCUGAGCAGCACGCCACAGUCCACGCAUGCAGAGCCACAGGAGGCCGACUACCUGAGCGGCUCUGAGGACCCACUGGAGCGCAGCUUUCUCUACUGCAACCAGGCCCGUGGCAGCCCUGCCAGGGUCAACAGCAACUCGAAGGCCAAGCCCGAAUCUGUGUCCACCUGUUCCGUGACCUCUCCUGAUGACAUGUCCACCAAAUCUGACGACUCCUUCCAGAGCCUGCACAGCAGUCUCCCACUCGACAGCUUCUCGAAGUUCGUGGCGGGUGAGCGGGACUGUCCGCGGUUGCUGCUCAGCGCCCUGGCACAGGAGGACCUGGCCUCCGAGAUCCUGGGGCUGCAGGAAGCCAUCGGUGAGAAGGCCGACAAAGCUUGGGCUGAAGCACCCAGCCUGGCCAAGGACAGCAGCAAGCCACCCUUCUCCCUGGAGAACCACAGCGCCUGCCUGGACUCUGUGGCCAAGGGUGCGUGGCCCCGGCCUGGGGAGCCAGAAGCCCUGCCUGACUCCUUGCAGCUGGACAAGGGCGGCAAUGCCAAGGACUUCAGCCCAGGGCUGUUUGAAGACCCUUCUGUGGCCUUCGCUACCCCUGACCCCAAAAAGACAACUGGUCCUCUCUCCUUUGGCACCAAGCCCACCCUUGGGGCUCCUGCUCCAGACCCUACCACAGCAGCUUUUGACUGUUUCCCGGACACGACCGCUGCCAGCUCAGCGGACAGUGCCAACCCCUUUGCCUGGCCAGAGGAAAACCUGGGGGAUGCUUGUCCCAGGUGGGGAUUGCACCCUGGCGAGCUCACCAAGGGCCUGGAGCAAGGUGGGAAGGCCUCAGAUGGCGUCAGCAAAGGGGAGACCCACGAGGCUUCGGCCUGCCUGGGCUUCCAGGAGGAGGACCCCCCUGGGGAGAAGGUGGCCUCGUUGCCUGGGGACUUCAAGCAGGAGGAGGCGGGUGGGGUGAAGGAGGAGGCAGGUGGGCUGCUGCAGUGCCCCGAGGUGGCCAAGGCUGACCGGUGGCUGGAGGACAGCCGGCACUGCUGUUCCACCGCCGACUUCGGGGACCUCCCACUGCUGCCGCCCACCGGCAGGAAGGAGGACCUGGAAGCUGAGGAGGAGUACUCCUCCCUGUGUGAGCUCCUGGGCAGCCCUGAGCAGAGGCCCGGCAUGCAGGACCCGCUGUCACCCAAGGCCCCACUCAUCUGCACCAAGGAGGAGGUGGAGGAGGUGCUGGACUCCAAGGCCGGCUGGGGCUCUCCGUGCCAUCUCUCAGGGGAGUCCGUCAUCCUGCUGGGCCCCACCGUGGGCACUGAGUCAAAGGUCCAGAGCUGGUUUGAGUCCUCUCUGUCCCACAUGAAGCCAGGUGAAGAGGGGCCUGACGGGGAGCGAGCUCCAGGGGAUUCCACCACCUCGGACGCCUCUCUGGUCCAGAAGCCCAACAAGCCUGCUGUGCCCGAGGCACCCAUUGCAAAGAAAGAGCCUGUGCCACGGGGCAAAAGCUUACGGAGCCGUCGGGUGCACCGGGGGCUCCCCGAGGCCGAGGACUCCCCAUGCAGGGCACCAGCGCUGCCCAAAGACCUCUUGCUCCCUGAAUCCUGCACAGGGCCCCCACAGGGACAGAUGGAAGGGGCCGGAGCCCCAGGCCGGGGGGCCUCAGAAGGGCUCCCCAGGAUGUGUACCCGUUCUCUCACGGCCCUGAGUGAGCCCCGCACACCCGGGCCUCCAGGCCUGACCACCACCCCUGCACCCCCAGACAAACUGGGGGGCAAGCAGCGAGCCGCCUUUAAGUCGGGCAAGCGGGUGGGGAAGCCCUCACCCAAGGCUGCCUCCAGUCCCAGCAACCCGGCCGCCCUGCCUGUGGCCUCCGACAGCAGCCCAAUGGGCUCCAAGACCAAGGAGACGGACUCGCCCAGCACGCCUGGCAAGGACCAGCGCUCCAUGAUCCUUCGGUCGCGCACCAAAACCCAGGAGAUCUUCCACUCCAAGCGGCGGAGGCCCUCUGAGGGCCGGCUCCCCAACUGCCGUGCCACCAAGAAGCUCCUUGACAACAGCCACUUGCCCACCACAUUCAAGGUCUCCGGCAGCCCCCAGAAGGAGGGCCGGGUGAGCCAGCGGGCAAGGGUCCCCAAACCUGGUGCAGGCAGCAAGCUCUCUGACCGGCCCCUCCAUGCACUCAAAAGGAAGUCAGCCUUCAUGGCGCCGGUCCCCACCAAGAAGCGGAACCUGGUCUUGCGGAGCCGCAGCAGCAGCAGCAGCAAUGCCAGUGGCAAUGGGGGAGAUGGGAAGGAGGAGAGGCCUGAGGGUUCCCCCACCCUCUUCAAGAGGAUGUCUUCUCCCAAGAAAGCCAAGCCCACCAAGGGCAAUGGUGAGCCCGCCACAAAGCCCCCACCCCCGGAGAGCCCCGACGCCUGCCUCAAGCUCGCCUCUCGGGCGGCCUUCCAGGGGGCCAUGAAGACCAAGGUGCUGCCACCCCGGAAGGGCCGGGGCCUGAAGCUGGAAGCCAUUGUGCAGAAGAUCACCUCGCCCAGCCUCAAGAAGUUCGUAUGUAAAGCGCCAGGGGCCUCUCCUGGUAAUCCUCUGAGCCCAUCCCUUCCCGAGAAAGACCGUGGGCUCAAGGGUGCUGGGGGCAGCCCAGUGGGGGUGGAAGAAGGCCUGGUAAAUGUGGGCACCGGGCAGAAGCUCCCAGCUGCUUCUGGGGCCGAUCUGUUAUGCAGAAAUCCAACCAACAGAUCCUUAAAAGGCAAACUCAUGAACAGUAAGAAACUGUCUUCGACUGACUGUUUCAAAACUGAGGCCUUCACAUCCCCAGAGGCCCUGCAGCCCGGGGGCACUGCCCUGGCACCUAAGAAGAGGAGCCGAAAAGGCCGGGCAGGGGCCCUUGGACUCUCCAAAGGCCCACUGGAGAAGCGGCCCUAUCUUGGCCCAACUCUGCUCCUGACUCCCCGAGACAGGGCCAGUGGCACACAAGGGGCCAGCGAGGACAACUCUGGUGGAGGAGGCAAGAAGCCAAAGAUGGAGGAGCUGGGCCUGGCCUCCCAGCCCCCUGAGGGCCGGCCCUGCCAGCCCCAGACAAGGGCACAGAAACAGCCAGGCCACACCAACUACAGCAGCUAUUCCAAGCGGAAGCGCCUCACUCGGGGCCGGGCCAAGAACACCACGUCUUCACCCUGUAAGGGGCGUGCCAAGCGACGACGGCAGCAGCAGGUGCUGCCCCUGGAUCCCGCAGAGCCUGAAAUCCGCCUCAAGUACAUUUCCUCUUGCAAGCGGCUGAGGUCAGACAGCCGGACCCCCGCCUUCUCACCCUUCGUGCGGGUGGAGAAGCGAGACGCCUUCACCACCAUAUGCACUGUUGUCAACUCCCCUGGAGAUGCGCCCAAGCCCCACAGGAAGCCUUCCUCUUCUGCCUCCUCUUCCUCAUCCUCAUCCUCCUUCUCCUUGGAUGCAGCCGGGGCCUCCCUGGCCACGCUCCCUGGAGGCUCCAUCCUGCAGCCACGGCCCUCCCUGCCCCUCUCCUCCACGAUGCACUUGGGGCCUGUGGUUUCCAAGGCCCUGAGUACCUCUUGCCUUGUUUGCUGCCUCUGCCAAAACCCGGCCAAUUUCAAGGACCUUGGGGACCUCUGUGGGCCCUACUACCCUGAACACUGCCUCCCCAAAAAGAAGCCAAAACUCAAGGAGAAGGUGCGGCCAGAAGGCACCUGUGAGGAGGCCUCGCUGCCACUUGAGAGAACACUCAAAGGUCCCGAGUGCGCAGCUACCACCGCUGCCGGGAAGCCCCCCAGGCCUGACGGCCCAGCCGACCCGGCCAAGCAGGGCCCACUGCGCACCAGUGCCCGGGGCCUGUCCCGGAGGCUGCAGAGCUGCUACUGCUGUGAUGGCCGGGAGGAUGGGGGUGAGGAGGCAGCCCCAGCCGACAAGGGCCGCAAACACGAGUGCAGCAAGGAGGCCCCGGCAGAGCCCGGCGGGGAGGCGCAGGAGCACUGGGUGCACGAGGCCUGUGCCGUGUGGACCGGCGGCGUCUACCUGGUGGCUGGGAAGCUCUUUGGGCUGCAGGAGGCCAUGAAGGUGGCCGUGGACAUGACGUGUUCCAGCUGCCAAGAAGCCGGGGCCACCAUUGGGUGCUGCCACAAAGGAUGCAUCCACACCUACCACUACCCGUGUGCCAGCGAUGCAGGUUGCAUAUUCAUCGAAGAGAACUUUUCUUUGAAAUGUCCCAAACAUAAGGUAGGGGACCACAGUGUUUUGUAGGGGGAGGGGUGUCAAGCGGGAGACGAGCCCCACCUCGCACCUCCUUCACAGUCCGCCGCCCCUUCGCUGCGCAGCCCCGCAGGGCCCAGCCCGAGAGGGAGGGAGCUCUCCCCGCCCACCCCCAGGAGCCCCCGUUGCCGUCCAGCUCAGGUCCCCGUCCACUUGCGCGAUGCCGCCGCAGCCGCCGAAAACCCGCCGGCGUCGGGGCAUGGGCAGCCAGGGGCUGAAGGGCGUCCCUGGGACGGCCUCCCCGCAGCUCCCCAAGAUAGGUGACAGAGUGGAGCAGGCGGGGGCGCGGGACGGUGGCACGUAGGUAAAGGUGAAGGUGGAUGGGGUGGGGCCAGAAGGGGUGGGGCCGACGGCC